GGUUAAUCAUUUAACUUGUUGCUCGGUACCAUUUCUACCCGAAGGCAACCGUGUGUCAAGACGCGUGUUCAAGGUAUGCCGAGCAGCGGUUGUCCUCUGUCAUGGGUGAUAUUAGACAGCGCAAUGGCUCUGUGAGUAAUAAUGACACAGAUUUAUCUGUUGUCCCUUAUACAGCGGACGACAUCAGGGUGCUUUAUCAUGAAGUUGACGAUGGGGACGUUGGGGAUGAAAUUGAGUUGCGAAGUCGAUCAGAAGUGUCCGUGCACGCAGAAGACUCCCGGUUGGACAAUGUCACGGGGUUUUACCGGGUUUGUUUGCCGGUUUGCUGUCAGAGAAACGACCCUGACCGUAAUCAGGAUGAUGAUGAUGAUGAUGAGGAAGACACGGGGGCAAACACAGUUCAAAAAGAAAAGAAACCAGCAUGUCCGGGGCUGGGACUCCUGUACACCUUGUUAGCAUCUGUCUUCUUCUCCUCUGCCGCUCUUCUUGUGAAGAAAAUUGAGGGGAUACACGCCAUAGAAAUCAGUGCAAUUCGGUGCUUCUUCCAGAUGCUGUUUGUCAUGCCAGCCAUGAUAUAUUACAAUACUGGUUUUUUGGGACCCAGAGAUAUGCGAAUCUACCUGUUCUUCAGAGGCUUCCUGGGCUCCAACGCCAUGAUCUUGUUGUAUUAUGCAGUUCUGCAGAUGCCCCUAGCGGAUGCCACAGUUAUAGUGUUCAGUAAUCCAGUCUUCACAUCCUUGCUGGCUUGGAUUUUCCUCAAGGAGAGGUGCACCAUAUGGGACGUUGUUUUUACAAUUUUUACGCUCACCGGCGUCAUACUGAUAGCCAGACCUCCCUUCCUCUUUGGUGGAGAGCUGUCUGGGAUCGAAGGAGACUACACCAAUCACAUCAAAGGCACGGUGGCUGCCUUUGCAGGGGCGAUCGGAGCGGCUUGCACUAUGGUCAUCCUGAGAAAAAUAGGGAAAAGUGUUCAUUACUACCUCUCUGUGUGGUACUAUGCAGUCCUGGGACUCAUCGAGUGUGUCAUUGUUUUGUUCAUCUUGGACGAAUGGACCAUUCCGUUCUGCGGCUGGGACAGGUGGACGCUCAUGGCCAUCGGGGUGCUCGGGAUAGCCGGCCAGACGUUCCUUACCAAAGCCCUACAGAUUGAGAAAGCAGGGCCUGUUGCACUGAUGAGGACGAUGGAUGUGGUCCUGGCGUUCAUUCUGCAGUUCCUUUUCCUCAACCGCAAACCGACAUGGUGGAGUCUGGGAGGAGCGCUGUGUGUGAUUAGCAGCACUAGUGGGGUGGCCAUAAGGAAGUGGUAUAACAGCACAAAAAAUAAGAGCUGAUUGCAUAUUAUAGUGAGACAGGGAAAAAAAAAAACAUUUUAUAUGUUUGCUACAAAUAAUUGCUGCAUUAGAUACCAAAGAAGCUGUAUUACUGUAAAAACAUGCAUUGAAAGUCUGAGAUUUUUCUUUGGUCUUUGACCUCACUGUAUGCAGUAUGUACAGUAUAUGAAAGUAUUUUAAGCGAUUUUGUAGUUUCUUAAAGUCAAUAUUCUUAAUGAAGUCAACAUAUAUUUUUAUUAUAUUUUAAAGAUGGUACUUUUGAGACUGUAGUUCUGUUUCAUCAUGUAGAGAGUAUAGUAGACAACAUAAUAAUAGACUGCUGGUCAGGACCUGAGCUUGAUGUGUGUAAAUCCCCCAAAAUAUCAUUCCAUCCUUUUUACUCACAUUCAUGCCAUUGCAAAGCAGUAUGAUUUUUUUUGGUUUCCCCUUGGAACAUAAAAAGAGAUUUUUUGAUUCUCAAAGUCACUCAUAGAUUCUAUAAGUAUUCCAUGAUUUAUAAUCUUUUGAAAUCCAUGCUAAAUGACUGCAAUGAAAAAAUGGGGAAAGAAACACUACAAAAUGGCUUUAAUAUACUAUUUAGCCUACUAUAAUAAUAUAUUUCAAGUCACAUGGUAGAUUUGUAUGAGGUAAUGCUGAAAUCGAAGUAGUUAUUUCCUGAAAAUCUUCUUCUUUAACUCCAUUCGGCAUCAUCCACUUGACGUGAAUGAUGCUGAAUGUAAUUUGUUGCUGCAUUCUAUUCACUUUCAUUGUAUAGAAAGAACCGGGUGAACAUUCUGCCAAAUAUCUACAUUUUUCCUCCACGGAAGGACAUUUGGAACAACACAAGGAUAAGUAAAUGAUGACAGGAUAACAUUGGGGGGAGCAAACUAUCCCUUUAAAACUCUUUGCACUUUGUUGUUGACCAUGUACUGUAACUGGUAUUACUUUUAAAAGGAAAACACAGGGUCAACAGUAUGUUGCAAUAUUUUUGCGAGCUCAUUUUAAGGUUCUGAAUGAUAUGUGUUUAAAUAUGCAAUUAGUCAUUUGUUCUGAACCUUGAUGAACCUCUUGAACUCUGUCCUUAUGUACCUUAGACAUCCACACCGGUUUACUUUACAAAUAUUUUCCUGAUAUAGAAUGAGUCAUACUUAUUUAUUUUUCUAUCGGACCUGUGUCUCGGUGCAAAGAAAAUUAUUUUGAGUUGUUACAAGAGGCUGUGUCUAUAAGUAAUGGCUGUUCAGUCACUCUGAAAUGAUUAUUUUCGUUUGUUUUACCUUUACAUUUAUUUAAUUUGAUAAUUUUAUUUAAACAUGUUUGUGAAAACUGACCUUAAAGCACUUCACACACUUGUUGUGUCAGUUUACCUGUAUUAAAAGCACUGUUAACGGUUUACUGAUACUUCACCAGCAAUUUAUGGAAAUGCUGCCGUUUUUUUUUUUUUUUUUUUUUGUCUGAUGAGAUUUCUGUUAAUGAUCUAUUAAUGUGAGAGCAGAUCCCUCCAUAUUAUUCAUUGAAUAAUGCCUGCUGUAGAUUCCACAUUACAUAUUUAUAUGACUGAGCUUUAGUAGUUAAAAUAAAUGAAAGAUUCGCUGA
Molecule: messenger RNA, 2903 nt
Organism: Carassius gibelio (silver crucian carp)
Lineage: Eukaryota; Metazoa; Chordata; Actinopteri; Cypriniformes; Cyprinidae
Product: solute carrier family 35 member G1-like
Exons: 3
Coding region: 102-1331 (409 amino acids)
Biological process (GO): regulation of cytosolic calcium ion concentration; calcium ion export across plasma membrane
Cellular component (GO): endoplasmic reticulum membrane; plasma membrane
Source: RefSeq, a predicted model, not a curated record